Messenger RNA from Liolophura sinensis, 3347 nucleotides. Its product is annotated as chitin-binding domain protein cbd-1-like. Gene Ontology annotation, molecular function: chitin binding. The transcript has 7 exons. The record is from RefSeq and is a predicted model, not a curated record. NCBI's taxonomy places the organism in Eukaryota, Metazoa, Mollusca, Polyplacophora, Chitonida, Chitonidae. Gene Ontology annotation, cellular component: extracellular region. The coding region runs from base 139 to 2895 and encodes 918 amino acids.
GCCCAAAAGCAUAUAAAGUGUGUUCAUGGUUUGACCAACACAAUUUUCCCGGAUUGUUGGUGAGAAAACACAUUGGUUGGCAUCAAACAAUACGUAUUUCCAUGUAGUCCUCUUUGUACCAACAAUACUCCAUAGAAAAUGCUGUCCACAUUCACAGUUGUCCUGCUUUCAUGUAUUUCAUCGAAAAUUGUACAUUCAGCUUUUAACUGCCCUGGCAAUGGCUUCUUUGCGGAUCCAGAAAACUGUCGAAAUUAUUACCUGUGCUUCUUAGGAAGCAUGUAUUCCUACACAUGUGAUGAGACUAAAGGCUUUGAUGAGGUAGUGGGGGACUGCACAACCUCAGGCUGUGAUGUUAAGACGACCACGCCACCACCAAACGUCAGAUGUACCGAUUUUGGUGAAGCACACCCUGAUCCUUCUGAUUGUACUCGAUACUAUGUUUGUUACUACGGUAUACCAUAUUCGGUGGCAUGCGGCAAUCUACUGGCUUAUAACCAGGCUACUCAACGAUGUGAACGGCAAAAUUUCGAAAGUUGCCUUGAGUCCAUGAUAGCUAAAGAAGCCUCCACGACGAGUGCUGUAGACACGACCAUGCAGGAUAGCGUAAGGACGACCCAGUCUACAAACGCUGUAGACACGACAGCUGGAACUACAGCAGCCAUAGAAAAGACACAAGGUACAAAAAUUGAUUUUGAAACUACUGAGGGGACACCAGAUGUCACGAAGGUGACACAACCGCCCCUCCGGACAACAGAGGAAACGAGUAUGGUACAGGAUACGACCACAGCAUACCGGCAAACUACAAAAGAAACACAAGUUACAUUAACUACUUCCAAUCACAAAGGAGAACCUAAAAUAUCUACUACAGAUAUUCAAUCUGAACCGCAAACAACAAAGGUAUCACAAAAGACAAUGACUCCUCAAGAGAUUACAGAUAAACAUCAACAGACAACAGCAACACAGCUAAAGCACGAAACUACGACAGAAAUAAUUCCCACAAGUACAACUCUCCAGACAACAGAGGAACUUGCGCAAACCACUACAGUCACACAACUGAACCAAGAAACUACAAAACAAACACAAACCGCAACUACUCUACAACAUACGGACAAAGUUGAGCAAAGGACAAGAGAAACACAAGCCGCACUUACCCCACAACGUACCACCGAUAAAUUUCAGCAAAUGUCAACGGCAUCACAAAUAAAUCAACAAACUACAAACAAAACACAAUCCACAAUUACCGCACAGCAUACAACGGACAAAAUUCAACAAACGACAACAGAAACCACUGAACAGGUUACGGAAGGGCUUCAGGUAUCACAAAAGACAAUGAAUCCUCAAGAGAUUACAGAUAAACAUCAACAGACAACAGCAACACAGCUAAAGCACGAAACUACGACAGAAAUAAUUCCCACAAGUACAACUCUCCAGACAACAGAGGAACUUGCGCAAACCACUACAGUCACACAACUGAACCAAGAAACUACAAAACAAACACAACCCGCAACUACUCUACAACAUACGGACAAAGUUGAGCAAAGGACAAGAGAAACACAAGCCGCACUUACCCCACAACGUACCACCGAUAAAUUUCAGCAAAUGACAACGGCAUCACAAAUAAAUCAACAAACCACAAAUGAAAAACAAACCUCAAGUACCGCACAACAUACAACGAACAAAAUUCAACAAUCGACAACAGAAACACAAUUAGAUCAUGAAACUGCAAAAGAGAUGCUAACCUCAAGCACCACAGAACAGAAUACGAAAAGGCUGCAGGAAUCGAAGACAAAAUCCCCAGUUGAGUCCCAGACUCGGAGAGACACACCAGCCUCAAGUACAGCUCAUAAGGCAACUGAAGAGCUCGCACAAAGCACAACAGUAAAUCGUGAAUCUACAGACAAAACACAUAUGACACCUGAUGUGACGAUGUCGAGGAUAGUUACGGUGGAACUCGACAGUACGCUGAAAACUGAGAGAACCUCUGAAACAAUACACACUGAAGCAGUGACUCACAGUACAACAACUGCAAAUACCCCUGUCACAGCACAAAAUACACCAGAGGAAUCACAACGAACAGCUGAUUAUAUGUCACGGCAGACAUCAAAAGCUACUGCCAAGGUCAGCGAAACUCCAAUGGCCACACAAACGCUGGAUGAAAGCACAACGACGUUGUCUGAUAAUUCAACACCGAUUCAUGAGAUGAAGACGACUGAGGAAACUCAGCAAACGUCGACACCUGUUGACAAGGAACCAGCAACAACGCGGAUGCCAAGUACUGAAGCGAAAACUACGACUGAAUUAACAGUGCCACCCGUGGUCUGUCCCCGAGGCUUGGCUAACAUCACUGACGUCAGAGACUGUCGGAUGUACUACACUUGCCUGCUUGGACAAGAGUAUCACAUGACCUGCCCAGGCGGCACCGGCUUUAACCCCACUACACAGCUGUGUUCCGUGGACGGAUGUUUGAUCGACAGAGACACGCCUAUCCCAACAGAAAGACCUCACGAGUGUGCUAUCCAGUAUGGAACUGAGGAAGAUCCAGUCAGUUGCUUGAUGUACGUGUUGUGCUUCAUGUGGACACCAAAGAGGCUAGAAUGUGACCCAAACACGGCGUUCAAUCCCCAAACCGGAGGCUGUGACGAGGCCAGCUAUAAACCCUGUAUCGAGGCAAUGACUGCCCUCGUGUCCGAUACAACAUCAACGCCAGUGGUUACAAUGACUACCCCCACCGUUAGAAGUCAAACCCAAGGGUGCCCGUGGACACAACCCGGAAUGUUUAGUUACGUCGGGGAUGCGCAGAAAUACUGUCGCUGUGGUCUGGGCGCUUGUACAGUGUACACUUGUGAAGAGGGACUUGUUUUCCAUGCAGAUCAAAAGAUAUGUGGGAUGCCCUGACAACUUUGAAUGACUGUCCAAAUGGAGUGGUCGGACACAUAAAUCUUACUUUUCUGGAUGCCACCUAGCCUUAAUUUGUAGGCAGUUUUACAAGCUACACAAAAUCAUCAUCAAUUUAUACACAUAUGUCUUGUUGUGAUAUAAAAACGCAAAUACAUUUGCUGUUUGGUUUUUUUUUAUACUGUCUCUUACACAAAAUAUUUGAAACGUUUUCAUAUACUGAUGAGAAACUUAUGUGAGUGUGCCGGAAAUGUCACCUAACUAACGGAACUCAGGCACAUUUCCUAACUACACCUGUAUACAACUGUCUUCUUAUAUGCAUACGCAGAUAUAGAUAUAUUUGAAAUAAAUGAUUCUUAUGCUGUUGUCUCUCUCACUGGUAGCUCGAAAACUAAUCUUGCACUUUGAAUAAAAGCUAUUUUUCUAUGAGAAAUAAAAAUCGUGACUGUUUA